Messenger RNA from Phytophthora infestans T30-4, 880 nucleotides. Its product is annotated as myb-like DNA-binding protein, putative. The coding region runs from base 194 to 880 and encodes 228 amino acids. Lineage: Eukaryota; Oomycota; Peronosporomycetes; Peronosporales; Peronosporaceae. Gene Ontology annotation, molecular function: DNA binding. The transcript has a single exon. The record is from RefSeq and is a predicted model, not a curated record.
GAAAAGAGUCAACAAUAAUCCGUGUUGAGCAGCGACGCUUGAUGCCUUAGUCAUUUGACGCGUUGACCUCUGCGACCUCCAAGCAAGAUCUCGUCAGGAUGCCGUCGACCACUUUUGAAAUCGUCAAAAAGGUGCAAACAGCCCCCCCCCCUACAUCGCUGCAACAGGAACAGCUCUACGUUGACACAUAUAAAUGACCAUCACACAAAGCGUCCAGCAGGAGUUCCAGGACGACGAGACCAAGGUUCUCAUCUGUAUUCCAUGCAUCUCAAACUCGCUUCAGCAGCAUCCUUCGACUCCAGCACUGUUGCUACAGGUGCCAACUCGAACAGCCGAAUCGACGAAAGGAGAACGCUGGACAGAAGACGAGCACGAGCGAUUCCUACUCGGUAUGGAGCUUUUCAAAGAGGGGCCCUGGAAAAAGAUCGCUAACGUUGUCGGCACCCGCGAUGCUCGACAGACCAUGAGCCAUGCACAGAAAUAUCGCCAGAAGAUCAAGCGACGCAAGUUGCGGCUGCCGGCAACAGAGCCACCACGUCGUGCUGAUGCCUCUCGUGCUACCUCCUCUACAAAAAAGUUGCGAACGACGAGGCCAGUUGAGACCGUAACAACAGCAACAUGUGUGGCGAAUGUGAGCUUGGAGAGGUCAAGAUCGUGCGAUGUAUCACCGAGUGUCCAGCCGCCACGGGAAGCGCUGGAUGACGCGCCACGUGUGAUUAGUGGAAGCGAGCGAAGUCUUGAGGAAAGCAGCGCUGUAGACAGUGCGGACGGCAACACUCAGGGUUUAAUAACCGAGACCGACACUAGCGCGGGUACUAGGAUGAACCAGCAACUCGACGCGACAGAGCCGCUUGCACAUCGUCUCGGUGGCUCACAAUAG